Caenorhabditis angaria is the source of this 3985-nucleotide messenger RNA. Lineage: Eukaryota; Metazoa; Nematoda; Chromadorea; Rhabditida; Rhabditidae. The record is from the annotation of a GenBank genome assembly.
AUGACUUCUCCAACAGUCGGUCUCGGAGCUCGGCUAAUUGGACAAAAUGGUAAGUGUGAAAAAACCGAUUUAUCUAGAUGUCGGGAAAAAAAACGGUGUUUUCAGUCUCAAAACUUGGAUUCCGUGGUGUUGUGACCAGCGCCUCGUCUGGAAAUGCUCAAGUCAAACAAGAAAAGACGACUUUCGGAAAUUUGAAGGACAGCGAUCGAAUUUUCACCAACUUGUACGGUAGACACGAUUAUCGUUUGAAAGGAGCCGAAUCAAGAGUGAGUUUUAUGUGAAAAGUUGGGUUUGGGUGUAAAAUUUGGGGUAAAAUGAUAGUUUUUCCUGAAGGAAAUGGAAAAUUUGCGAUUUUUGAUAAAUUAUCGAUUGAUUUUCUUUUUGCAGUGAAAAUCAACGAAUUUUGAUGAAAACGAAGUUUAAAAAUAAGAGAGAUUAUGUUUUUUCAUAGAAUUCGAUGAAAAAUCAUUUGAAAACCCCAAAUUCCCUUAAAAGGACCAGGUUUCUUCCCAAAAACUUCAUUUUUUUCAGGGUGACUGGUACAAAACCAAAGACAUCAUUCUCAAAGGUUCCGAGUGGAUUUUGGGCGAGCUCAAAACAUCAGGACUCCGUGGAAGAGGUGGAGCCGGUUUCCCAUCUGGUAUGAAAUGGGGUUUCAUGAACAAACCCUUCGACGGUCGCCCAAAAUACCUUGUUGUAAAUGCUGACGAAGGAGAGCCGGGAACCUGCAAAGAUCGUGAAAUUAUGCGUCAUGACCCGCACAAACUCAUCGAAGGUUGCUUGAUUGGCGGAGUUGCGAUGGGUGCGAGAGCCGCUUAUAUCUACAUUCGCGGUGAAUUCUAUAACGAGGCUUGUAUUUUGCAAGAGGCUGUGAAUGAGGCCUAUAAAGCGGGAUAUUUGGGAAAAGAUUGCUUGGGAACCGGAUACAAUUUUGAUGUUUUUGUUGUUCGUGGAGCUGGAGCCUAUAUUUGUGGAGAAGAGACUGCGUUGAUUGAGAGUAUUGAGGGAAAGCAAGGAAAACCGAGACUGAAGCCGCCAUUCCCAGCUGAUAUUGGACUUUUUGGAUGUCCAACUACUGUAGGUUUUUUUUUGGUCUUCUACAACUUGUAGAGCUCAAAAUUUCGCGCAUUUUGGUGUAUUUUUCACCCCGAAAGCUUUGUUCUUAAAGGGACGUCGUUUCGAGACCCUAAUUAGUGAUUCCUAUGUGCCUUUGAAAAUUCCCAGGCUUUAGGGAAAUCAAAAUUCUUGGAAAAAACUGGAGAUUAGGAAUUUUCAAGUCUCUGGACCUUCUUUAUCUUGUAGAGCUCAAAAUUUCGCGCAUUUUUGUAUAUUUUUCAUCCUUGCAUCGUUGCGAGACCCAAAAUAGCAAUUUCUAUGUUGCUUUAAAAAAUUCCCAGGCUUUAUGGGUAUCAAAAUUCUUGGAAUAACCUGGAGAUUAGGAAUUUUCGAGUCCCUAGAGCUAUUUAAUCUUGUAGAGCUUAAAAUUUCGCGUAUUUUGGUAUAUUUUUCACCCUGAAAUCUUUGCAUCGUUGCGAGACCCAAAAUAGCAAUUUCUAUGUUCCUUUAAGAAUUUACCAGAAAACCUAGGCCUUAUGGAUAUCAAAAUUCUUCUGAAGCGAAUUUUUUGCGAAAAGACUUGAUUAUUAUCAAAUUUACUAUCAUUUUCACUCAUUUCCCACGAAAAAUUCAAAGGAACAUACCGUAUUCGCAGGUGACCAACGUCGAAACCGUCGCCGUCGCCCCAACAAUUUGUCGUCGCGGUGGCGAAUGGUUCGCCGGCUUCGGUCGCGAACGAAAUCGCGGAACCAAACUCUUCUGCAUCUCGGGACAAGUCAACAAUCCGUGCACCGUCGAAGAGGAAAUGUCGAUUCCGUUGAAGGAUUUGAUCGAGAGACAUUGUGGUGGAGUUAUUGGUGGAUGGGAUAAUUUGUUGGCUAUUAUUCCAGGAGGAUCUUCGGUUCCACUUAUGCCAAAGUAGGUGUUUUGGGGCGGUUUUUGACCUAAAAUUUGAUGAAAAAUGGUCUAGAAAAUUGAAUUUUUCAUCGAAUUUGAACCUAAAACACAGAUUUUUGAGUUCAGAACCUAAAAAUUGAUGAAAAAUGGCCUAGAAAUGUUGGAAAAUUGAAUUUUUCAUCGAAUUUGAACCUAAAACACAGAUUUUUGAGUUCAGAACCUAAAAAUUGAUGAAAAAUGGCCUAGAAAUGUUGGAAAAUUGAAUUUUUCAUCAAAUUAGAACCUAAAACACAGAAUUUCAGUUCAGAAUCUAAAAAUCGAUGCAAAAUGGCCUAGAAAUGUUGGAAAAUUGAAUUUUUCAUCAAAUUUGAACCUAAAACACAGAAUUUUGAGUUCAGAAUCUAAAAAUUGAUGAAAAAUGGCCUAGAAAUGUUGGAAAAUUGAAUUUUUAUCAAAUUUGGGCCCAAAUCACAUGUUUUUUGAUUUCAGAGCCUAAAAAUUCAAAUUUUAAUUCCCAGAGUGCUUUAGACACCUGAAAAAUUCAAAAUUUCGGGUCUAGACGCGAUUUUUGGCGCAGAAAGCUUUGAGAAUCGCUUCGAGACCAGAAAACUUCAGUUUUGAUGCCAAAAAUGGCUUCCAGACCAUGUUUUCAUAGAAAUUUCAAAUUUGAACACGAAAUUCUCGAAAAAAUGAAAUUUCCCGUCAAAAAACUGUAAUUUUUCGUUCCAAGAUCAAUUUUUCUUUGAAAUUUCGAAAUUUUUGGGUCUUGAAGCGAUUUUUAUUGAUUUUUCGGAGCCAAAAACCUUGAAAAAUUGGAAUUUCAAUAAAAUUUUCACUCAAAAUAUUCGAAAUCUCAUGAAAAAUCACAAUUUCACAAUCAAAAAUCCCCAAAUUUCCUUCAGAAAUGUCUGCGACACAGUUUUGAUGGAUUUCGACGCGUUGGUCGCCGCUCAAUCCGGUUUGGGAACCGCCGCUGUAAUUGUUAUGAACAAACAAACUGAUAUUGUCAAAUGUAUCGCCAGAUUGUCGCUUUUCUAUAAACAUGAAUCGUGCGGACAAGUGAGUUGGUUUUUGACGGGGAAUUUGAGAAAAAUCACGAAUUUUGAGCCAAAAAACGUUGAAAUUGGAUGAAAAUUACCCAAAGAUCAAUUUUUCGAAGUAAAAUUCAUCAAUUUUCAAGUUUUUCAUAUCAAAAUUACUCAAAAUUAUUCAAUUUUCAAGUUUUUUAUAUCAAAAAAUAACCCAAAAAUUCCAAAUUUUCAACCUAAAUUCAAUUUUCAGUGUACCCCAUGCCGUGAAGGAUGCAAUUGGUUGAACAAAAUGAUGUGGCGUUUUGUUGACGGCAAAGCCAAAUCCUCUGAAAUCGACAUGAUGUGGGAAUUGUCGAAACAAAUCGAGGGACACACGAUUUGUGCGUUGGGAGAUGCAGCUGCUUGGCCGGUUCAGGUGAGUAUUUUUGGGCUGAAAUUGACUGGAAAUUUGAAAAAAUUCCGCGAAAAUUGACCCAGAAUACCAAAUUUUGACUUGAAAUUCGAUUUUCUCGUGAAAAACUGACCCAAAGUCAUCUGGAAUUCAAAAAUUCACAAUUUUGACAAAGAAAUGGUCCAAGAGUCGAAAAUUUGAAAUUUUCAGCCAAAAAUCCUGAAAUUUUCAAAUUUUCGGUCUCGAAGCGAUUUCGUGUGAUUUUUGGUACCAGAUACUUUGAAAGUCGCUUCGAGACCCAAAAAAUCGAGUUUUGACGCUAAGAAUCGUCGCAAGACCGAAUUUUCUGGGUCUCGAAGCGAUUUCGGGUGAUUUUUGGCGCAAAAAAAUGUAAAAUUUUCAUAAAUCAUCAGACGGUUCAGAUUUUUCGAUUUUCAGUCAUUUUUUCACCACAAAAUCGAAUUUCGACCCAAUUUUUCUCAAAAUGUUCAAAAAUCACGAAUUUUUGCAGGGUUUGAUCCGUCACUUCCGCCCAGAACUCGAACGUCGAAUGGCCGAAUUCCAUAAACAAGUGCUCGCCGAGCAAGGAAACAAACAAAUCCAACAAUAA